AUGACAUGUUUUUGUUUUUGUUUGUUUUUUUUGCUCGAAGCUCAGUGCAUUAUCGUUUUGCCCUUUACAGGAGAGCCGAUUUUCAAGUUCAAGACGUCCGAGCGGAAAUGGCCAAUUGAAGCCGGUACUUGGAAUCAUCGCUUGGCUGCAUGCUAUCGCGCUUUCCAAGAACAACCUAGCAACCCCAACGUGUCCAUUGUGCUAGAACGAGGGCUGACUUCUGUCAAGUGCAUCCAUCCAGACAUCCCCUGGCGUGUGUGGGAACGUUUUAUCAAUGUGCACAACACCUUUCACAAGGGCUCAGCCGCCAACUUCUUGGAAUAUAUGCAGGAGGCGGUGCAGCUUGAGGGAUUGUGGGAGCAGGAGUGUAGUCGCACUGGACUCCACAGCCACAACCCACGAUACAAAGCAUUCUACAAGGACUUCGUCUUGAAACGAAGUAUGUUCUUCACCGAUUGGGAUAACUAUCGGAAAGCAUUGAGCUUGACACACAACUUGCAGCAGAAGUACGGGAUCUUCGAUGAUUUGAAGAAGUACUUCAACUCGACGGUGGACUUCUUGAACAGAUCUACUCGUUCAACAACAGCUGAUCGAGAGCAGAAGAUCAAGAAGGCCGACAAACGACCAGCUUUCGUACCUUGGACGGAUGACGAGAAGAGGAAGUUCAUGAAAGUUGUUCCACCUUUGGUAUGUGCUGGAGAUCCUCAAGAUGAUCCUGGCACUCGGGCUAUCACUGCUAUCGAUGACUUUCUGCAAGCGAUGGUAUAUGCAGAGCAAGUUGUGAAGGCUGGAGUCUUUAUGCAGUUCCUAUUCGAAGCCCGAGUGUGCCUAAACGGAAAAGAUCUUCGAGUUUGGUCUUCUGUCAGGCCUGAGUUGCAGUCCAUCUUUCUUUCGGCCUUUGAUGCUGCAUAUGACUUUGUGAGCACGGCUACCACCUCCCGUGAUGAUGGCAAGAAAGUCAAUGCAUUUGAGCUUGCAAAGGCACUUUGUGAAACGUUUGUGAACAAGCCCAUUGUCAUGACCGUCAUGGCUGAUGAUGAGGAACUUGUCGUGAAGAGAAUUGCCAUAGUCAUGAACUCCAAGUAUGUCAUGGUGGCACAACCCUUGAAGAACUUCCUGAAGAUCAACGCUAAGCUUCCUGCAAUGAUGCAUGACAUUGUCCGAAACACCGCUGCAGUCUUUGGAUCAACCGAGCAGAUGGAAAAGUUCAUUGGUUUGAGAUUCCGCUAUUUGCUUCACUUGCUGAACGUGGCAUGCCAGUGCACAACAGAUCUUAAAGUCACCGAUGUUGAUACUCCAACGUUGUUCUUUUAUGGUCGGUUGGCACAACAUGUGGAGUCAAUGGACAGCGCACAGCUUGAUCAGCUCAUUUCUUUUGAUGUUGUGCUUUCCUCCCAUGAGUGGGGAAAGCAGUGGACACAUCAUUUGCAGAAAGCUACUUCCGUCGAGUGUGUUGUCAAGUCCAUCAAGACAUAUUUGAAGAGGAAUGAUGACGAGAAGAAGAACCAGACAGCAGCGGCAACGACCAGUGAGACCACAAAGCAAAAGAAUCUCAAGCCCGAUCAGCCAGACGUGACACAACUGACACAACAGCCAGCUGUUUCAUCUUUGCUCAUGAUGGCAAACCUCCGAUCAAGUUUGAAGCACGAUGGUACACCUGAUGACAAGAAGAUCAAUGAGUCGGAUGCAACCGCUGAUGGCACCGCAAAUCCUGGUGAUGGUGACGAUGGCAAUGGCAACGGCAAGACAUCAAGCAAACAAACUGCUCAGCUACCCAUCAACGAGUUCAACAGCUACAUUGUUGACAGCUUCAAGACAACAAUUGUGAAGUCACAAGCUUGGGAAGCCCUUCAGUUGCCAGAGAACAAAAUUGACGGCUGCUUCUUCAAGAUCUUCGAGCUCAAGUUGAAUGCCGCUAUGUGGUCAGCCUAUGAACACAUUGCGCCAAAAGACCUUGACCAAGUACAGAUUGAUUUGGGAACAGCCAACAAGUCUGGUGCUGUUUACUUCAAAUUACCGGCGCCGGAGGUGAAGAAGGUUCGAUUGCCAUUGGUACAUCGUCUCGCGCAGGGUAAGCCAAAGGGGUCCUACUUGUGCUGCAACGUUUUCGGUGUUGAUUGGUGGAUGGAGCCUUGCAAAGACCCAGCUUCAUCUGAUUACUGCGUGCCAGGAUGGGCAGCAAAGACAGUCACCAGAGCCGACCAAGCAUUCUUCCACCAAGAGGAGUUGAAGGUUGAUGUAUUGGUGCGCAAGAUUGGUUCUUCCUACACCGACAUCGAUGUGAUCUACUUGCCGUCAGCAAAACAUCUACAUGAUGAAUUGGUGAAGAAGUAUGAGAACCUACCACACUGGGUAUUCUCUUUGACCUUCCAGUGCUUGACACCGAAUGAGCACAUUGCAGACAGAUUGCUUGACGAAGUAAAUGACGCCCGAAACAACAUGGAGAAGCAAGUUCGCUCAAUGAUCACCACUGCUUCUAAAGCUGCUUCCAAGGCCGUGCUGGCCGCAGAGAAAGCAAAAUCAAAGGGCCCAAAGGGCUCUGGUAGAGGGCAGGGUGGCAAGGGCGGUAGGAAACUAGUGGACCCUAUGGUUGAGAUGUUCACAUCAGUUGGCAUGGUGAUGCCAGAAGAUCCUGAGAAACGUCACGAAGCCUUGCAAGAGAUCAUUGACCGGGAGGAGAAGUUGGAGGAGAUGGUUGAAAAGGCCAAGUCGUCAGUCCAGCUUCCGGACAAGAUACCACUCACCCGAUUGCUUGGAUCAGAUGAGAAACAAUCCCGAAGCGCACGUGCCAAGGUGAUGCAAGAGGCUUUGCUUGCGGCGAAAGCGACUACGGACACAGCUGCUGACCAGGGAGAUGAUGGUGCUAACCAGACGGUUUACCACAUUGGUCCCCAAGCGGCUGCCAAGAACAUGAAGGACAAAGGCAUCAUCACUGUCGUGAACCAGCGAUCAAAGAAGGGAGAUCAGUCAGCAUUGGCUAAGGAUGUUGUCAGCCGUGGCAAGCAUUUGUUGAAAUGA
Durusdinium trenchii is the source of this 3018-nucleotide messenger RNA. NCBI's taxonomy places the organism in Eukaryota, Dinophyceae, Suessiales, Symbiodiniaceae. The record is from the annotation of a GenBank genome assembly.